AUGAAGGAACUGCUUCGUCUCAAUGAUGCUCCCAAGAGGAUCCAGUCAAUUCAUUUUGGACUUCUCUCUCCACAGGCAAUGAGCGAGCUUUCCGAGUUGGAAGUAUGCAACCGGGAAUUGUAUUCCGUUGUGGGCGGUCCUUCCGGCUCGAAGCCCCUCGCACAUGGGUCUCUUGAUCGUCGGCUUGGUAUUUCGGAUAAGAACAAUUCUUGUGAAACCUGCGGCUUAAAACUGGCAGAGUGCGCCGGACAUUUCGGGCAUAUAAAGCUUGCUCUCCCCGUUUUCCACAUCGGAUUUUUCAAGGCAACGAUUGCGAUUCUGCAGGCCAUUUGCAAGACCUGCUCGCGCAUCCUACUUUCAGACAAUGAAAAGCUGACUUGGCUGAAAAAAAUAAGAAAUCCGCACUUGGAUUCUCUGCAGAGGGAGUCUAUUUUCAAGACCAUCAUUUUGGCUUGCAAGAAGGUGUCGCAUUGUUCGCAAUGCGAUACUCUCAAUGGGAUCGUCAAAAAAGUAGGGGCUCUUAAAAUUAUACACGAAAAGAACGGAAGAGGAGGGAAAAAGGUAAUUACCAUAGAUUUGGCCACAGCCGCUUUUUCUGCAGCCGUUGAGAGCAUGCCCGAGGCAAGGCAGCCAAUUUCACGUGUUAUUACAACUGGGAUCGAAGAACUGUCCCCGCUAAAAGUGCUUGCGCUUUUUGAAAAUAUGUUGCCUGAAGAUUGCGAACUGGUUGGAUUGCCUCCAUCUUGUAAUGGGCGUCCGGAUCUGCUUCUAUGGCGUGUGCUACUUGUCCCUCCUGCCUGCAUUAGGCCCUCCGUGGAGCAGGAAACAGGCUCCAAUGAGGAUGAUUUGACGGUAAAGCUGGGCGAAAUCAUCUACACAAACCUCAUUUUGGAAGAUGCCUUGUCUAAAGGCUCGCCAAUCUCGAUGAUCAUGGAGGACUGGGAAUUUCUACAACUGCAAUGUGCGCUUUAUAUCCAUUCAGAGCUUCCAGGAAUCCCACCCUCUGCUCAGGUUUCUUCAAAACCGAUCAGGGGAUUUUGCCAGCGUCUCAAAGGCAAAGCCGGUCGGUUUCGAGGAAAUCUUUCCGGAAAGCGAGUCGAUUUUUCGGGAAGGACAGUUAUUUCUCCAGAUCCAACGCUUAAAAUCGGGGAUGUUGGGGUCCCAAUUUUUAUUGCAAAACAGCUGACUUAUCCUGAACAGGUUGCGUCGUUUUCGAUUGAAAGAUUGCGAGCACUGGUGAGGGCUGGGCCCGACCACCACCCGGGCGCCAAUUUCGUUGUCUCCAAUUCGGCUUCUUUAUCAAAUGACUCGUCUCCUGCUUGCUCUUUUAAGCGAUUUCUUCGCUUUGGCGACCGUGAAAAGGUUGCGAGAGAAUUAAAGAUUGGGGAUGUCGUUGAGCGGCAUUUAUGCGAUGGAGAUAUUGUCCUUUUCAACAGACAACCAUCCCUGCACAAGCUUUCCAUUAUGGCACAUCGGGCUAAGGUUCUGCCAUGGCGCACGCUUCGGUUUAACGAAUGCCAAUGCGCGCCUUAUAACGCAGACUUUGACGGCGACGAAAUGAAUCUACAUCUUCCGCAAACUGAAGAAGCUAGGGCAGAGGCCAUUGAGCUGAUGGGAGUGCAAUCAAACCUCGUUUCUCCUAGAAACGGGCAGCCUGUGAUUGCGGGUACUCAGGAUUUUAUCACGGCUGCAUAUUUGCUCUCCCAAAAAAACGUCUUCAUGGAUCGUGCAUUUUUCUGCCAAACCGUGACGUGUAUGUUUGAUUCUUUGGAAAAAAUCGAUCUUCCCAUGCCGUCCAUCCUCAAGCCGAAAAUGCUUUGGACUGGCAAGCAGGUUUUUGACAUCCUUAUGCGUCCCAAUGCCGCAUCGCCGGUGCUUGUAAAUUUAGAGGCCAAAUCUAGGACAUUUGUACGUGGUAGCGAUCCCACACGCCCGCCCGAGUUCUGUCCCGUAGAUGGCAAGGUGAUCAGCGGGGUCAUGGAUAAGAGUAUCCUCGGCGAUGGAUCAAAGAGCACAUCGAUCUUUUAUGUGAUCCUGCGAGACUAUGGGUCGUCUUUUGCUGCAGAUGCAAUGCUCCGCCUUUCAAAGCUUUCUUCAAGUUGGCUUACAAAUCGGGGAUUCUCCAUCGGGAUCAAUGAUGUGCAACCUUCAGAAAAGCUGCGCCAUCAUAAAGAGGCCCUUGUCCAAAAAGGCUAUGCAGCAUGUGAUGCGUUCAUUGAGGAGUUCAAGUGUGGAAAAUUGCAAAAUCAACCAGGCUGCACUCCAUCUCAAUCUUUGGAGGCCGUUAUUUCUAGAGUACUUUCGAAAAUCCGUGACGAUGUGGGCCAAAUAUGUUUGGAGGAGCUUUCCGUUAACAACGCGCCUUUGAUUAUGCAAUGGUGUGGCUCUAAGGGCUCGAAAAUCAACGUUUCUCAAAUGGUUGCUUGUGUUGGCCAGCAAAUCAUCUCUGGCUGUCGUAUUCCAGAUGGAUUUACAGAUCGGUCGUUGCCGCAUUUUUUGCCAAACGAAAAGAAACCGUCGGCCAAGGGAUUUGUGAAAAACUCUUUUUUUUCUGGGUUGACACCGACCGAGUUUUUCUUUCACGCUGUAUCUGGAAGAGAAGGAUUGGUAGAUACUGCCGUCAAAACAGCAGAAACCGGAUACAUGCAGCGAAGGUUGAUGAAGGCGCUGGAGGACCUUUCUAUACAAUAUGAUUUAUCGGUCAGGUCAUCGACCGGCAAUGUUGUUCAGUUUUGCUUUGGCGACGACGGUCUUGAUCCUGCUUCGAUGGAGGGAGACGAUUUUCCGGUAAAUUUUGCCCGUAAUUUGAUGCACAUCAAGGUUUAUGGUGAAUUUGAACACAUGGUUGAAGAGCUAGAUUUUCCUGCCAAAUGUACAGAGGCUUUUAUUUCGUCCUUGCGUUCCUUUGUGGUCAAAUAUUGCUGCAAGCCUCUGGAAGAUGCAAACGCCUUUGCCAUGGUACCGGAAAACAAAGCCCAAAUUUCGGGCUUGUCUAAGGAGCAGCUUUCAUUGUUUCUAAAAACAUGCCUAUGCAAGUAUCGACGCGCACGUAUAGAGCCCGGCACUGCGGUUGGAGCUCUUGGUGCCCAAUCUAUCGGCGAACCUGGAACUCAAAUGACUUUGAAGACUUUCCAUUUUGCUGGCGUUGCAUCCAUGAAUAUUACCCUUGGUGUGCCAAGGAUUAAGGAAAUCAUCAAUGCUUCCAAACUGAUAUCAACGCCAAUCAUAACAGCAAUGCUUGUCUCUGAUCGCGAUCAAGUGGCCGCGCGUAUCAUCAAAGGUCGAGUGGAAGUAACUCGGCUCGGGGACCUUUCCGAGCAUAUUGAGGAGGUAUAUACACCCUCGGAAUCGUAUCUUCGCAUCAAGCUGAGCCUGGAAACCAUUCGAGCCCUACAGCUUGAGAUUGAUAUUUUUCAGAUCCAAAAGACGCUUUCUGUUGCUCCCAAGCUCAAGCUUAAUGAAAGCCAAAUACUGGUCGAGCCACCAGAUACGCUUCGCGUAUAUCUUCCUCCAAAAUUGGCUGUCAACGAAAAUAUGUAUUUAAGAUUGCAGCGGCUGAAACGAGCACUUCCGACCGUUGUUGUCCUUGGGAUUCCCAGUGUACAAAGAGCGGUUAUCAAUGAUAACAAUGACGGAAGCUACAACCUUCUCGUUGAAGGGUAUGGCCUUCUUGACGUCAUGUCUACCGAAGGUGUUGUUUCCUCAAAAACGACCUCCAACCACAUCAUUGAGAUUUCAAAGAUCUUGGGCAUCGAGGCAGCCCGUACCACCAUUGCAUCUGAAAUCCAAUAUACCAUGAGCAAACACGGCAUGACCAUUGAUGCUAGGCAUGUUGCUCUUCUUGCAGACACGAUGACUUGUAAAGGCGAAAUACUUGGAAUCACAAGGUUUGGCAUCUCCAAGAUGAAGGAUUCUGUCCUCAUGCUUGCUUCUUUUGAAAAAACCACAGACCAUCUUUUUGACGCUGCUGUUCGUGGCAAACAAGACGAUAUUCUUGGCGUAUCUGAAUGUAUCAUUAUGGGCACGCCAAUGCCUAUUGGGACGGGGCUGUUUAAGCUCCUGCAAAAGGUGGUGGUGGGUGUGCCUGAAUAUGAGGAUUUUGAAAGGCCUGGGGAAAGGUCCAGUAACCCCUUGGAGCGGGAUGACGAAGUAUUUUCCUACAUUGACCACGAAAAAUGUGCCAUGAUGGACAUUGUCGAGCCGAUUGAUGACACCAAAUCGGCCACGCUUGCCAGGCCGCAACCAAGCCCCGUUUCAUCUCUCAAAAUAUCAAGAAAACCAUUAUUGUUUGAUCAAGAAAAAUAUCACCCGCCAAGUACAACAGUAGUAUAG
Molecule: messenger RNA, 4332 nt
Organism: Mitosporidium daphniae
Lineage: Eukaryota; Fungi; Microsporidia
Product: DNA-directed RNA polymerase
Exons: 4
Coding region: 1-4332 (1443 amino acids)
Biological process (GO): DNA-templated transcription
Molecular function (GO): DNA-directed RNA polymerase activity; DNA binding
Source: RefSeq, a predicted model, not a curated record